UACUGGACCUGGCAGCCUAUGUCCAGUACUGAAGAAACACCCGAAAGUUAUCUGGUUAUCUUGGCUUCGUCACCUGAGCCACGCGAGACGGACAAACCCAGCAUUAUACAUGACGAACGGCGAACGCUAGGUUUGCUCGAUGCAUUAGCGGGAAUAUGCGUGUCACAGAAAGAAGGGGAGGCCUACGCAUCCGCCAUAGCAACAGCUUCGGAAUCGUGUACAAUCUUUAUCAUUGGGAAUCAUGAAGAGGUCCCACAAGAGACCCAAGACUACCUAACCGAUAUCUGCCAAAAGCUCACGGGCAUAGCACAUCUCGUCGACACUUCAGAAUCGCGUACCCCAUCAAUCGAGGAUCUUUCCCCAAAGGCUCGAGACUCCAUCAGGCGAUACUUUCGCAUAGGCGACGAAGACUUGUUGCUCGACCUUCUCGAAGCGAUAGCUCGAAAUUGGAAAUUGAGCGAUCCAAAGACAGCGGCUUUUAUAAAUAUGCUUGACCUUCUACCCAUGUCUGAUCAGAUGGAUGCACCUUUCCUCGUCGAACGAUAUCUACGGAAGGUCUUGAAGACGUACAAUGAAACGACCAAGUUGAUCCGUUUUGUAGUAUCGCCUCGCCGCGGCCACAUAUUCAGAAAUCAGCCCAAACUCGUGUUUCUACGGUCUGAGAAACGCAGUGUAGAGUUGGACAUAAAAACGGCUGUCGGGACGCUUAAACGUCAGAUGGAUAUCAUUGACGAGGAUGAAAGAUUUCUUGACCGAUUCGUUGACGACGCAGGUGUUCGGUUCGAAGAGCAAUAUACUUGCUGUCCGCACUGUGAAUGUGCAAUGCUGGCGGCAAUCCUGGAACAGUGGAAAAUGCCACAAAGACCUGCUCCGGUCGUCGGGAUUUCCGAACUGUCUUGCCUUGGCUGCCGCUUAUAUUUCACAGCUUACAAGAAUGCAUUGAGAGAAUUACCAGCGAUUGACCUGCCUAAGCAGUUUAUCGUGACCGGAACGCAUAAUACUCUCUACCUACCAUGGGUGUCACCCGAUCUAACAUCCAUCAAUCCUGAUCUGCACGCCGCUGUCCAGAAACAUCUGAAGGUGUUAGUACAAGCAGCAUCUGUAGCGCAUGUGAGAUCGCGUCACCGAUACUCAGAGAGCACCACACAUUCGUCAGAGGAAGAAGGCAUGUUACCGUGGAAAUCAUCCUACGGUACGUUAUACAUAUUUAAUUUCUUGUCAUUUGCGCACCGAUUUUUUUCCAGAGGAUGUGAACGGCUUCUGGGGAAGGAGGUCUGUAGGAGGCGAAGCUUCACCGAUGAGGAGAAGGAGGAGAAGAAUAGCAAUUUCUUGACCGCUCUUAGUUGUUUUCAACAGCCGUAUGCUGAAAUUUCCACAAAUCACUUGAAAAUCGUUAUCAAUAUUCAGUGAAUACUAUGUACUACGCCCGACUAUCUACUCGCAGUGAUCUUCAG
This is a messenger RNA of Desarmillaria tabescens, 1454 nucleotides long. RefSeq lists its product as uncharacterized. The transcript has 6 exons. The record is from RefSeq and is a predicted model, not a curated record. Lineage: Eukaryota; Fungi; Basidiomycota; Agaricomycetes; Agaricales; Physalacriaceae. The coding region runs from base 19 to 1410 and encodes 463 amino acids.